CAUGGCUGGAUGAUGAGAAAUGAAGGAACUACUAAGAGUAAGAUGAGCACACCACCGCCGGUUAUACUGUUAAAGAGGGUUUUAUUGUACAGGGAUGAUCAGUAAUCAUAGAAAUUAUUUGGAUGACAGCGAUGUUUCCAAUUGACAACGAAAGGAAUCGUGACGGCAAUACUGAUGAUAAGAAUUUGAAUGGCUGAUGGUAGGAUCACUUCAUCACAAGGACUUAUUGCUUGGAGCAUUAUAUUGAUUCCCUUCUUGAUAAAUGACAGCCUUUAAAGUUACUUCAAAUUCUAUAUAUUAAUCAUAUUUUUUCAGCCAGAGCACAAAGGUUGGUGAUGUUGCUUCUGUUUUGAGUGCUGUCUCUGUAGCAUACGGAAUGUUUAUCUGUUACAGUUUGCUAUAAGUCUGGCAUCAUCAUCAUAUAAUUGUUAUGUUCAUCUGCUUCGAAAGUGCUGUAUUAGAUUACAGUUGGAGCGAUAAAACACUUCCAGUGGCAUUAGUACUCUCUGCACAUGCUCACUAUUAUAGACAUACUUUGAAUCACCUUUAAAAUUACUCAACGAUAAAAAAAAAAAGGAUCUUGCAAAGUAUUACAAGUGCUAAUGUAAAGAUGUGAUGAAGCAAUAUCAGCAGUGGUUAGAAACUUGCCAAAGGAUCUACUCUGUAUUCCAGAUUUAUUACACAUCUGCAAUCUGUCUUGUUGGAUAAACUUCAGUUUUGGAAUUUCCUCCAAUAUUGAUUUUCUGCGGUAAAGACAUUUGUCAUGCGAUAAUCACUAUUCAGUUUUUUUCUUGAAGAUUUCAUGAAUAAUUGUUGUUGUUUACUAACCAUUCAAAAGAAGAAUCAAUGUGUUUUAGCUGAAGAUGGUUAUUUACUAACAACCACAAGGGAAAAUAGUUUGUAUAAUUGCGAAUUGUAAAAUUAGACUGUAAACAGACUCCUUGGAAGUGCACAAGCGCACUGGGAAAUAUAUUAUCUAUUUUAAGAAAGAAUAUCCAAGAUAUAAAAGUAGAGGCAAAUAAAAAGAAAUAAAAAUUAACUAAUAUUACAGAAUAUGAGUCAAUAUGGAAAUUGCCUUGGUAUAUGUCUAGUCCCUUGAUAGGAAGCUAUCAGUCAGUAGUGUAUAUUCUAGAAAACUGGUGGAUAAAUUGUGAGGAUCGACGCUAUUGCAGUCACAGUAUCCGCUAUGCUGUGCUAAGCAUGUAUAAAUAUUGAUAUGAUGACUAGUGAUAGUGUUGUCUAAAUGAGAUGGAAGUGUGCUGAAAGGGACUGCCUCACUAAACACUGGAGCUAGUUGGUUGCUCGCUCAACUGGAACAGAAAUACUCAUCUGGAUUGUACAUACUAAAAGGAUUAUAGCACUAUAUUGCUUCAAUGUACAAUAUUAUUAUUACUCCCUAGGAUGUUAUACUUACCGUUAAGCUGAGCGCCAUCGUUUUAACAGGCAGUUAUUAGAACCAUCAUCAAGUCAGAGAUUCAGGUAACAGAAAUGUUUAUAUAAUUGAGUCACCUCUUUUCACACAUAGUGUUGAAAGUUAAGUAUGGAAAGGAUGCGAGAUACAAAGCAACAAACAAACAAAUCAAGGGAAAGUAUUACUAUUUUUGGUGAAAAAAAGAAGAUAUAACAAUAUUUACUGGAAUUGGUAAUUUAAUACGAGUGAAGUUUAGUGAGCUACCUCAUCGGCGAUGAAGCCUGUAAAGCAACAGUCACACUCACCGGAUGUGGAGGAAGCCAUCAAAAUGUUCUUGCACAAUGAUGGUGGGAGGAAGGAUGGUUCAAAGACAGAUCAGUACCAAAGGAACCGUCGGAGAACGCUUAACAGAAGCAGUGCAGUUACAGACACGGACACAUCGCAAGAUUCACCAGAAAUGGAUAAAAGCUCGAUAUUAUUUGAAACAUGUAAAGUGAUGAUUGCCAACAAAAAGGCAAGAGAAAAUGCUUUGUCGAGAGAUAAAUCUGAUUCUAGUUCACAGCGUUCUUUAUUAUCUAUAAAAACGGAUCAUGAUGGAAAUAGUUCGGACUGUGAGGAUAAAACCGGUAGUAAUGAAAAUCCUCCCAAGGAGAAAAAAAGAUUCUGGUGGACUGUGGCAUCAGUUAUGAGCGGAAGUGAAGAGUCGCAACUUAUCAUGGGAAAUGGAGGUCCGCGCAAUGGACCCUUCUUCGGUAUUGAUUCAAUUUCUGAAAUACCGGAACCUAGCAGAUCGAUACAGGUGGAGAAGGGGUUGAAACCAUUAUGUUUGUCCCUUGUGCGGAAUCCAAGGCCAAAGACGUCACCUCUGGUAACAAGACCUUCACUGAAUGAUAAUGAAUUAAAAAUUCAUGUCUAUAAGAAGACAUUGCAAGCUCUUAUCUACCCCAUCUCCAGUACAACACCUCAUAAUUUUGAGGUUUGGACAGCGACCGCUCCCACCAUGUGCUACGAAUGUGAAGGGGUAUUGUGGGGGAUUGCAAGGCAAGGUGUACGCUGCACUGAGUGCGGUGUCAAGUGUCAUGAGAAAUGUAAAGACCUUUUGAAUGCUGACUGUCUUCAGCUCUCCAUGUCUAAAACAAGCAGUGGAGAGAUGACAGUCCCAGAAAUAUUCACUCAGCUUUGCCAAAGGAUCCGGAACUUUUUCUUUCCUAACGAGACAAGUGAAAGUUUCGAUCUAGAAAGUGAUAAAGAUACUGGUGAGGAGUCAAUGUCAUGGACAGCAUCAUUAUGGUCCUUCAUAGUUGGUCUACGUGAUUUUUCAAGUCCAUCAUGUAGACAGAGAAGCCAUUCUAGAUCAAGCCUUGGCGAGCAGGGAGCCGCGGAGAAAAGCUCAAAACAUGGAGCCGAAGAUAAGACUAUGAACAUUAUAGCUGCAAUGCAAGACCGAAUGAAAAUCAGAGAACGCAAUAAGCCUGAAAUAUUCGAUUUGAUAAGGGAAGUUUUCAAUAUUCCUAAGCAGUCACAUUCUGGACACAUGCAAGUGGUCAAGCAAAGCGUAUUGGACGGAACAUCAAAAUGGUCAGCAAAAUUAGCCAUAACUGUAGCAAGUGCCCAAGGCUUGAUAGCCAAGGACAAAACAGGAACUAGUGAUCCUUAUGUUACGGUUCAAGUAGGAAAGGUGAAGAAACGAACGCAUACCGUACAGCAGAAUUUGAACCCAGAAUGGAAUGAAAAAUUCUACUUUGAAUGUCACAACUCAUCCGACAGAAUUAAAGUUAGGGUUUGGGAUGAAGACGAUGACCUUAAAUCCAAGUUGAUGCAGAAACUCACUAGGGAGUCGGAUGAUUUUUUGGGUCAGACAAUAAUUGAAGUUCGAACUUUGAGUGGUGACAUGGAUGUAUGGUACAAUCUUGAAAAACGGACAGAUAAGUCUGCAGUUUCUGGUGCUAUUAGACUGCAAAUCAGUGUCGAGAUCAAGGGGGAGGAGAAAUCAUUGGCCCCAUACCAUGACCAAUAUACAUGUCUCCAUGAGAAUCUCUUCCAUCACCUGAGUGAGAAGGAAGGGGGAAACGUAAAGUUACCAGAUGCCAAAGGUGACGAUGCCUGGAAAGUCUAUUUUGAUGAACCUGGCCAAGAAAUAGUUGACGAAUUUGCAAUGAGAUACGGAAUUGAGUCCAUCUAUCAGGCAAUGACUCAUUUUUCCUGCCUGCGUACUAAGUACAUGUGUAGUGGUGUUCCCGCCGUUAUGAGUACAUUACUUGCAAAUAUCAAUGCAUUCUAUGCACAUACGACAGCAACGACAGCUGUAUCUGCAAGUGAUAGGUUUGCUGCUUCCAAUUUUGGGAAAGACCGAUUUGUCAAGACGCUGGAUGGAUUGCACAAUGCAGUCAGGAUAGACUUGUCUAUGUAUCGGGAGAAUUUUCCAGCAGACAGUAAGGAAAAGCUUGCUGAUCUAAAAUCAAUGGUUGAUCUUCUUACAAGCAUUGCUUUCUUUAGGAUGAAGGUGCAAGAACUCGCAAGUCCUCCCAGAGCAGCGAAUGUAGUGGGUGACUGUGUAACGGCGUGUCUCAGGUCUACUUACACGUAUAUGUACGACAAUUGCCAUGAGACGUACGAAUUCCAAAUGGGGCAAAGUGAGCAGCCAGAGGUUUCUGACACAGACACGGGCAAUGGCCCGAGCAACAGGAAUUUGGAUUUCUGGGCCAAACUAAUUCAGUUACUGACCUCUGUCAUAGAACAGGAUAAGGAAACUUACACAGGAGUUCUUAAUCAGUUUCCAAAUGAAUUGAAUGUUGGCCAGAGGAGUGCAGACAUCAUGUGGACAGGCUUUGCUAAUGAUCUCAACAGUGCCCUCAGUGACCAUGAACAUGAGCGAUUGUGUACAAGUGCAGAAUACAUGAACUUACAUUUUAAGGUGAAAUGGUUGUACAAUCAAUAUGUCUCGCCUCUUUCUCGGUACAAGGAUGCAACUCCUGAAUACCCAAGGUGGUUCCAACCAUUUGUUCUUCAAUGGUUGGAAGAGAAUGAGACACUGUCAAUGGAGUUUCUGAUUGCUGCUCUUGAGCGAGAUAAAAACACCGGUUUUGAGAAGAACUCGGUUCAUGCUAAAUUUUCGUGCUCUGUAGUAGAUGUCUUUACUCAACUGAAUCAGAGCUUUGACAUCAUCCGUAAACUAGACUGUCCGGAUCCAACCUGCGUUACUGAAUAUUUACGGACAUUUUCAAGGACAAUAAGUAAGGUGCUUCUUAGGUAUGCUGAAAUUAUAAGCAAAGAGUUCGAUAAAUAUUGUGUUACAGAGAAAAGGUUGCAAGCAUGUAUUUUAAUGAAUAACAUACAACAGUUAAGAGUUCAACUCGGUAAAAUGUUUGAGAACAUGGGUGGUGAAAAUCUGGAUGAAAAAACAGCAGAGACUUUGACAAAGCUGCAGGAUUCACUUAACGAGGUGCUCGACAGCCUUAGUCAGGUGUACGCCAAAAGUUUGGAAAAACAAAUACAAGCAAAGAUUGAGGAAUUUAGCGUAAUACUUGCUAAGAUCAAAGGUCAGGGCAAUGUCGCAUUAGGUCAACCCAGUCAACGUAGCAUUGUACAAGAGGAAGCUGAUGCUGUGCUUUGUCCGCUUGUUGGUCUCCUUGACGAGAACCUCAUGGAUUUAAAUCAAAACUGUGAGAAAACAGUAUUGAAGAAGCUUCUAAAGGAGAUCUGGAAAAUCUCAAUGACGAAUCUUGAAAAGACAGUUGUUCUACCUCCUAUGUCUGAUAUGUCGAAAAAUUCUAUAUUAGCCUCUUUCAAUCCAAAUGCCUUAGUCAAAUUACCGGGUCAGGACAAUAUGGUCACACGGAAACUGGCUCAGCAUGCCGAGAAAAAUUCUAUAUUAGCCUCAUUCAAUCCAAAUACAUUAGUCAAAUUACCGGGUCAGGACAAUACAGUCGCACGGAAACUGGCUCAGCAUGCCGAGGGUAACAAGUGGUUAACCACGGCUCUGGACAUGGGCAAGGAAGAAGGCAAGAACCUGACGCCAAAGCAGUGUGCUGUUGUUGAUAUGGCACUAGAUAAGAUCAAGUCAUACUUUCAUGCAUCUGGAAGUGGCCUAAGGAAAGCGUUUUUAGAGCGUAGCGAAGAGCUGCAGUCAUUGAGAUAUGCUCUCUCAUUAUACACUCAGACUACAGACACACUGAUCAAAACGUUUGUUAAAAAUCAAACAACUCAAGAUUCGCCAAGUACAUCUGAUAGUGUAGGAGAGGUGUCCAUACAGGUUGAUUUAUUCACGCAUCCUGGGACAGGUGAACAUAAAGUAACAGUUAAAGUGGUGGCUGCUAAUGACUUGAAGUGGCACACAACAAGUAUGUUCCGACCGUUUGUGGAGGUGAAUAUGAUUGGACCGCAUCUGAGUGAUAAAAGACGCAAGCAUUCCACGAAAUCCAAAAGCAACAAUUGGGCUCCAAAAUACAACGAAACUUUCCAUUUUAUCCUUGGUAACGAAGAUGAACCAGAUGCGUAUGAAUUAAACAUCUGUGUGAAGGAUUACUGCUUUGCCAGGGAAGACCACCUUAUUGGUAUAGGAAUCCUGCAGCUACGGGACAUCGUAGAACCUGGAAGCUGUGCAUGCUGGACUGCUUUAGGAAGAAGUCUCUACAUGAACGACACUGGUUGGACCAUUUUAAGAAUUCUCUCCCAACGGACCAAUGACGAAGUAGCGAGGGAGUUUGUGAGAUUGAAAUCAGAAUGCCGGUCUGUUGGUGGCGAGCCUUAGAUGUCGGUAUGGCAAUCAUCCAAGAUGCAAAGUGAUUGAAUAAAUAUCGAUUACGACAUGAUAAUUCAAAAAUUUACUUAAAGUGGUUCUUUCACACAUUGGUGUUUUAUGUGCACGUACAAUAAAUUUAAACAAGAAUGUUUACUGAGGCUAUGCACAGCAUCACAACCAGUCAAAGACUGAGAGCUCAGGAUGUUGCAUUUUAACAGAAGAAAUAAGGAUGAAUGCAGCUUAAAAUUUUUUAUGAGAUGAACUAUGAUGAGAGAGCCACUUCAAGAAAUUCUUUUUAAGUUGUUGUUUAUAUAUACAUAUAGAUAUGUAUAUAUAUAU
Messenger RNA from Anneissia japonica, 6491 nucleotides. Its product is annotated as protein unc-13 homolog B-like. Gene Ontology annotation, biological process: dense core granule priming; synaptic transmission, glutamatergic; presynaptic dense core vesicle exocytosis. The transcript is spliced from 32 exons. Gene Ontology annotation, molecular function: syntaxin-1 binding; calcium ion binding; diacylglycerol binding. Gene Ontology annotation, cellular component: terminal bouton; neuromuscular junction; plasma membrane. The record is from RefSeq and is a predicted model, not a curated record. Lineage: Eukaryota; Metazoa; Echinodermata; Crinoidea; Comatulida; Comatulidae. The coding region runs from base 1686 to 6161 and encodes 1491 amino acids.